UUUUCUUGUCUUUACAGGAAGUGUACUCAUGUCAACCCCAGGCUUCGCUGAGUACACUAACCAAUGGAGUUUAAUGAGUUUUUAACCUGAUAAUUGUACAGUUUUUUACACAUUCAGAUUGAGGAUGGCUCCUCAAACAGCUGAGAGGGUUUGUGGUAGUUAUGGCAGCUUUGGAAGUCCCUUCAAAAAGACCAAGGAAAAAACCUGUUGUUCACAACCCUUCAUUAAACCACACAUGAAGUUGACGGAACGUCUCAAGAGAAAAGUCCUCAUGUUUUUGGGAUACCAGGAGAAAGAAGAUUUUACCUUUGAUGAGUCUAAACUUAUCCUCAGAGGUCUAUCAGAUGAACUUAACAAGAUACUUCAGAUCAGAGACUCGUCACUGCUGACCAGAGCCUGUGAAGAUGGAUCUAGUGUGGAGGAGAGACAAUACUGUAUCCUGCAUUGGGCUGAUGAAAUAAAGCACUCACUGGGGCCAGAACAGGAAAUGGUGAAACAGCAUCAAACCACAUCUGAUCACAUGCCAGAUGAGGGACUCAGACUGAAGGAAGCCAGGAAGGUGCUGUCUGACUGGGCCUGGAGCCUCAACACCAGGGAGCAGGAUAAGGUGUGUCUGGGGGAUGAUGUGUGUUCAGUGCUGCAGGACCUGGAGAGACAGUGGAAGAGAGGAAACCUUCCCAGCAUGCUCCCUGUCAUGGACUUCCUCAUCUGGAGUUUGCUGCAGGAACACGAGAAUGAGGGCUGCAUUUCCAAGCAGUGGCUCACAACCAAGCAGAGGUUUGGGAGCAGAGUGGCUCUGAAUCACAUUCCUGACUCUGUUUGGGACUGGAUUUCUAAAGCAUCAGAUGACAUCACACUCGAUCCAGACACAGCAAAUCCAAGCCUCAAAGUGUCCAGGGACAGGAAAAGAGUUAAGAUGGACACCCUCAUAGAGAGUCAACACAACCCGUGGGAUGGAUACAGCAGGACUCUGAGUCAGUACGAUGGGUGGUGGUGUGUUCAGGGAGCACAGGGCUUUACCUCAGGCAGACAUUACUGGGAGGUGGAGGUCAGAGGGAAGAAUGAGUGGAGGAUAGGAGUGGUCAGAGAGUCUGCACCUCGACAUGGGUUUGUUGACCUCAACACAACAGCUGGUUACUGGACCCUCCGUCUGCAGUUUGGUCAGCUGAUGGCCAUGACUUCACCAGUCACUAAGCUGGAGCGCUCUGCACCCUCCAGGUUAGGGGUGUUCCUGGAUAUGGAGGAGGGGCAGGUCUCCUUUUAUGAUGCUCAGCAGAAACGGCACAUCUACACCUUUGAUGCUGACUUUGGUGACGCAGGGAAGAUUUACCCGGUGUUUGGCACCUUUGAGACAGACAGGGAGAUAAAGAUUCUGUAAAAUUGUAAUGAUAAAAA
Molecule: messenger RNA, 1395 nt
Organism: Hypomesus transpacificus
Lineage: Eukaryota; Metazoa; Chordata; Actinopteri; Osmeriformes; Osmeridae
Product: butyrophilin subfamily 3 member A1-like
Exons: 11
Coding region: 125-1378 (417 amino acids)
Molecular function (GO): protein binding
Source: RefSeq, a predicted model, not a curated record